This is a messenger RNA of Sturnus vulgaris (Common starling), 417 nucleotides long. It is a transcript of the gene MRPS18C, whose product is annotated as mitochondrial ribosomal protein S18C. Gene Ontology annotation, biological process: mitochondrial translation. Gene Ontology annotation, molecular function: structural constituent of ribosome; small ribosomal subunit rRNA binding. Gene Ontology annotation, cellular component: ribosome; mitochondrial small ribosomal subunit. Lineage: Eukaryota; Metazoa; Chordata; Aves; Passeriformes; Sturnidae. The record is from RefSeq and is a predicted model, not a curated record.
GCAGCGCCUGGUUCCCGCAGCGCUGUGGGCGCGGCCGCGCCGCCUUCGGCAUGAAGGGCAGCCUGAGCGGCAGCUUGAGCAUUCGGACCAGCCCAUACAAAUGGAGAACCCCUAUAAAGACCCUCCAAAGAGAUGUGUGUUAUGUGGAAUAAAUGUGGACUAUAAGAAUGUGCAGCUUCUUUCCCAGUUUGUUUCUCCAUAUACUGGCUCCAUUUAUGGCAGGCAUAUCACAGGCUUGUGCAACAAGAAGCAGAAGGAAAUUACAAAAGCCAUUAAAAGAGCUCGUGUAUUUGGAUUUAUGCCAGUUAUGUUUAAGAACCCACAAUUUCUCACAGACCCCAAGCUAUGUAAUAUCAAGUAUCCAGAGUGAUAUACUGUACAGAAAUAAACAAUAAAACUGUAUUUCAUGUUUAUAUA